Molecule: messenger RNA, 2407 nt
Organism: Talaromyces proteolyticus
Lineage: Eukaryota; Fungi; Ascomycota; Eurotiomycetes; Eurotiales; Trichocomaceae
Product: fungal-specific transcription factor domain-containing protein
Exons: 2
Coding region: 108-2375 (755 amino acids)
Biological process (GO): regulation of DNA-templated transcription; DNA-templated transcription
Molecular function (GO): zinc ion binding; DNA binding; DNA-binding transcription factor activity, RNA polymerase II-specific
Source: RefSeq, a predicted model, not a curated record
CAUCCACUGAAUAAGGUCACAGAGCCUACAGGGAAAGAAAAAAAGGACAAUUAAUGCAAUCCAAGCAUUGAAACUCUUAUAAAACAAGCCUGGACACGACACGGCCAAUGCAUCUACGACGGAGCCGCGGGCGAACAGCAAAAGCUUGUUCACAGUGCCAUACAAGGAAGCAGAAGUGUGAAGGGUCCACACCGUGCCAGAACUGUGUUUCUAGAAAUGUCACGCAUCUCUGUACCCCGCCCGGGUCACGCAGUGCAACCCAAACCUCAUCAUAUACUAGGACUGCUAGCUCUACAAGGCCAAGGGUGAGGAGGCGUCGAAUUAUUCCGGAACAACAUACUGUAGCCCCUCCAGAUCUCGUUGGAGUUCACCAGCAACCAACAAUAACCGUUGCCGAUGAUGAGGAUGAGAGCGGAGAGAACCAACGGGUCGAAGACGGCCUUUAUGAAAACACAAAUGAGCCCACUCACAAUAAAGAACAGAAAAGCCUUCAAAUCGGACAAUUAUGGAAGUCACGGGGUGCACCGGCAUUCUUCGGUAGCUCGUACUUUGGACCGCAAGUAGCUGCCGCACUCAUUGACUCUCAGGCGCCGUACGUCCAACCCGGAGCCAACACAUCACGGCGAAGCAUGAAUGCCCGGCCCUUUCGAGACGAAGCUGGACCUUUCUCUCAGCUAUGGGAUCUACUCGGCCUCCUGCCACGUCAAAAGUCAACGGUAGACCGACUAGUCGACAAGUUCCUGACACAUGUUAGCUGGAACAUGGAUGCUGUCCACCCAUCAUCUUUCCGAAGGGAGUAUGAUCGGUUUUGGUCCCGAAAGGCGGGCUACGACGAUGUGACAACGGUUGACAUUCGUUGGCUGGCCCUUCUAUUCAUGAUUCUCGCCAUCGGAGCAUAUCUGGACUGCCCUCGAGGCGCGGCACCCGAAACCCAGAGAGAGUAUGAGGAAUCGUCACUGAGUUUCUUUUGGGCUAGCAGAAAAGCCAUUGUUAUAGCGCCGUCCUUUUACGGAGAAAGCUCUGAUCUGGUUCGUGCUGGUAUCUUGGUCACUCGCUACUGCCUCUUCGCCCAGCGAAUUACCGAGAGUUGGCUUACAGUCGGCUUCGCGGCACGCUUGGCUAUAGCUCAAGGUUUUCACAUCGAUGGAAGACAUUGGCGACUUCCCCGCCGGGUAGUAGAAACGAGACGAAGACUCUGGUGUCAUCUAUACCUUCUGGAUCGGAUGACUGCUCUUGCGCUCGGACGACCAUACUGUAUUCUGGAUACCCAGUCUCUGACCUGCGUGCCGGAGAACGUUUUUCUCGAUGAUCUGACAGAUGAUGAAGCCCUGACUGUGGAUGUAGAGCCUAUCGAUACAAGCCCGACACCCGCCGUUCUAGCUGUUUUCUCCCAUGGGCUAGCUAAGAUUAUAGGACAGAUCCAGGAGCAGACGUUUGGGAUUCGCGCCGCUUCAUAUCGUCAGGUGAUGCAACUAGAUGCACAACUAGUUGCUUGGAGGGAUAGCUUGCCGGCCUAUUUGGCAUUCGAAAAUCCAAACCUGUCGCUGGACUCAACUUGCUCUUACCUGGCCUGGCAUCGGCUGUAUAUUCGCACAGCCUUUUAUUUCGCUAGAAUUACUUUGCAUCGCCCUUACAUAUGGCGUUCGUCAAUUACCGAUCAACACGCUUUCAGCCGUGAUGUAUGCUUCGCAUCCGCCUGUGCUGAUCUCAAGACGCGUCUUGGGCACGAUGACAAUUCUGAGCCUGCUGAGCAUUAUACUUGGUGUCUUGGUGCUCCACAACUCUUCAACAGCGCUAUUGUAUUGGGUGUACUUGCCAUUCAAGAGCAAUCUCGCGGCACACGUGACGUCGAUGCUGUUGUCAACGACCUUCAGUCAUACUGCGACAAGCAGAAGCAUGAGAUUUGGGUCAAUGAUUUCCGGCUAGCAGAGAUUAAGGUGGUUGAAAUGUGUAUCGAAAGGCUCAAAAGACCGUGUAACACGCGACAAGCCUUAAAUCCCAUACGCAUGGGAAAUUCCGAAGCGGCACUAACGGGCGUGGGAAGGAGAAGAGGAAGAGAAGCGCAUCACCAAAACAGUAGUCAGCAAGGAAAUGCUGAACCAUCGAGGGCGAUAUCUGCUCAUAAUGCUCGAGUCUCGUUAUCAGGCCAAGACUUUACACAAAUUCAGCCACACCAAUCUCUUGCCGUAGGUUUGGAGACGGACAACGCCCUGUGGCCGUCAGGCUCAUUGAUAGAGUCUGGUCUGCGGCAUAGCCCGCAGAUCUCAGAGACCUUCACGUUCCCGGGUCCAACUGAUCUAGCAACUUGGCAGGACAUGAUUGAUAUUAUAGGAACUCACGAAUUUGAUAUGAGUCAUAUGACCGGUUUUUCAUGAUAUAGUGCUACCGCACUCUAAAAUUAGUUUAC